AUGGAGCAUCUCUGCUCCCUCCUGGCCACGGCAUUGCUGGCAACGAGCCUGGUGCAGGCUUCUGAGAAGUCUAUGGGAUCUCCCCGCAUUGUGGGGGGUAAUGAUGCCAAGAAUGGGUCCUGGCCCUGGCAGGUCAGCAUCCGUGAAGGCAGCAACCACAUCUGUGGAGGGUCCCUCAUUGCUGAGAGCUGGGUGGACAAGUCUGCCUAUCAUGGGAACCUAGGGGAAUAUCAGCUCCUGAACCCCUCUGAAAGUCUGGUAUCUCUUCCCAUCAAGGAGAUUUACUGCCACCCAAGCUACACUGAUAUCGGGUCCAGCGGUGACAUCGCGCUGGUGGAGCUGGAAACCCCUGUGAGCUAACGAAGUUAUCAACCCAUCUGCCUUCCGGCCUCCUCUGUGGAGUUCCCCGCGAGCAUGGAGUGCUGGGUGACCGGCUGGGGUGACACUCAUUAUGGAGGGAGCCUGACAGCCCCCAAAACCCUGCAAGAGGUGCAGGUUCCCCUGAUAGACAGAGACACCUGCAACAGCCUCUUCAACACCGGUUCAUACCCAGACGACCCUCAGGGGAUCGAUCCCAUCAAGCAGGAUAUGAUCUGUGCAGGGUAUCCACAAGGGGAGAAAGAUGUGUGUCAGGGUGACUCUGGGGGACCCUUGGUCUGCGAAUGGGACAGCGCGUGGCUCUUGGCUGGGGUGGUGAGCUGGGGCAUGGAAUGCACAUGCCCCAACCGCCCGGGGGUCUACAUCCUGCUGCCCCCCUACGCUGACUGGAUCCAGGGCUACAUCCCCACCAUACCCUUCAUCGUGCAUAGCAUGUCCGUCAUGCAGCCCAGCAGUGACGCGAGAUCGCUACGGCGCCUUAUUCGGCUGCAGCUCUCUGAACCUGACCUCCUGGUGUUCUUGGUAACAGACCCUUGA
This is a messenger RNA of Gopherus evgoodei (Goodes thornscrub tortoise), 915 nucleotides long. RefSeq names its product prostasin-like. Gene Ontology annotation, molecular function: serine-type endopeptidase activity. NCBI's taxonomy places the organism in Eukaryota, Metazoa, Chordata, Testudines, Testudinidae. The record is from RefSeq and is a predicted model, not a curated record. Gene Ontology annotation, biological process: proteolysis.